This is a messenger RNA of Ctenopharyngodon idella (grass carp), 1559 nucleotides long. It is a transcript of the gene cnrip1a, whose product is annotated as cannabinoid receptor interacting protein 1a. The transcript is spliced from 3 exons. The record is from RefSeq and is a predicted model, not a curated record. Lineage: Eukaryota; Metazoa; Chordata; Actinopteri; Cypriniformes; Xenocyprididae. Gene Ontology annotation, molecular function: type 1 cannabinoid receptor binding. The coding region runs from base 122 to 610 and encodes 162 amino acids. Gene Ontology annotation, biological process: negative regulation of signaling receptor activity. Gene Ontology annotation, cellular component: plasma membrane.
GAAUGGGUGUGAUGGCUUGUGUAGACGUCACAGCAUCUCUCAACAGCUUCCUGGGAGCAUCCGCCAUCCCUUUAAUGACGGGGAGUCCUGGAAAUACAUCGACCUCCGUUAUCUCGCAACUAUGGCCGACGUUCCAGCGAUAAUAAACAUCGCGAUUUCAUUGAAAAUCCAACCUAAUGACGGACCGGUGUUUUAUAAAGUGGACGGGACGAGGUUCGGCCAAAGCAGGACAAUCAAAAUGCUAACAGGAUCGAAAUACAAAAUCGAGGUGAUCGUGAAACCGGGUAGCGCGGAGGCCACCACAAUGGGGAUCGGCGGAAAGACCUUCCCGUUGGAGCAGCAGUCCAAAGAUGAUGAGCAGAUCGUCUAUAAUGGCACCUAUGACACUGAGGGUGUGCCACACACCAAGAGCGGGGACAGACAACCUGUGCAGGUCUCCAUAGAGUUCAAAGAUGCUGGCAUGUUUGAGACAGUGUGGCAAGUGAAAUACUACAACUACUACAAGAGAGAACACUGCCAGUUUGGCAACAGCUUCAACUGCAUCGAGUAUGAGGUCAAGCCCAACGAGACCCGCAGUCUCAUGUGGAUAAACAAAGAGGUCUUCCUGUAAAACACCAGCGGAGCGGCACAGAAGCACAAAACGUCCUGUAACCAUCAUGGGGCCGCUGUGUGUGGGACAGAUGACUGCAAGCUCCUCAGUGAACUAAGAUGUGAAAAUGAAAGUCUGAUCCAUCAGGGUAUCUGUUCACCAGUCAAGCAGUACACCUAUUUGUUCAACCACUGGUCAUGCAUGAUUUCCAGUUUCAGUUGUCUGUCAGUCUGAACAGAAUUUCCUCAGUUACUGUAUGUCUCAUGCCUAAGCUGGUGAAACUCUGAAAAAGAUGAAGCUUUGGGUGAAAGUUUCCAUGGGAAAGGAUUUUCAGCUCUCUCUUGGUCAUUUGCACAUCACAUAUCUGCUCUAUUAUGGUUACAAAUACACUGAGACCAUCUUUCCACGAGACUCGGAUGAGAAGGCCUGUAUUUAACCCAGUCAUUUGCUGUUAAAGAGACGGGCAGUGCUCCACAAUGCUUGCUCAAAAAGGUGCUGUAUGAACUUACACAGGCUAUACAUGAUACUCUAUAUUAGUGUGUGUAUAAUGUAAUAUUAUCAAAGUAAAGACCAGUCAGUUAAUAUUGUGGUCUUUUGAGACCAGCGUAAAACAAUUAUUUAUUUGUGGCAGGCGUGCCUGUUUCUGUAUGGUGUGAAUGGAUGUUUGCUUAGUUCCCAUUUUGUGUUAUGCUGUUGUUUACUGCUUAAUCUGUUAUUUAUGUUGCCUAUUUCUUCACAGAAGCAUUAGUUCACUGGUGAGAGUUAGAAGUGAAUCAGAAAUGAAGUUAGUGCUUUAUUUAUUUUGAUUUAAUUCUAUUCCUAUUUUCACUCAUAUUCUGAUUGUUUUUUUUUGCUUGUGGGGUGCCUAUGUGUUUCGCUGAAUAUCAGUCAUGAUUUUGAUCAGUCUUCUGUGAUUUUGAGCCAAACUUUUGACUUUUUUGUAAGAAUAUAAACAAUCCUGUUGCUUGAA